GCUGCUAGGAGAAGUGGGGGAGUGACGACUUGUUCCUGGAAGAGCCAGCCUGCGGAGUCAGUCACAUUUUUGGCUGGGAUUCAAUGACUGAGCCAGACACACACAAACACUGAGAUAGGGGGGCUGCGAGGGAGAGAGAGAGGGGCGAGUGAGUGAGCAAGCGCAACCCAGCUCACAGACUAGCCAUCUCCAGUACACAGGCAUAGCGAACAGCGGGGGCAGACGGAGUGUAUGCGUCGGGCUAUACUGCAGUAUUCCACAGUUUAAAGGAGGUUCCAAACGGCUUUUUACUGUGUUUUAUACCUGAUACAUAGAGAGAGAAGGCUUUGCUUUAUCGGUCGAUACUUUUUCUGGAUCUUCGAAAGCAUUAUUCCUUUUUUGUAGGAGUUUUAGAGGGACGCGUUUUAGAUAUGGACAGUCAGGAGUGUACUGCAGGGGAAGACUCGCCUGUGUCACCAUUCGCUUAGUAGGCUAGUCAACGGAAUUGGAAACUCAUUGCCCGGGACUUUUUUGUGGAUGUUUGAUGAAGCGCUUUCUGCACUUGGCUAAUUCUCGGAGACCUUGGAUUUACAAGGAACCGGAACCAAUCGUGGCUUUCAAUUGUUUUAGUUUUCCCCAGUUGAAAGGAACUCUCGCUUUCAAAGUCUUAGUGAAAACAUGGAGACUGUAACUCGACAAAGCUUCCAACCUCACCCAGGACUGCAACAAACUCUCAAGCAGUUUCAUUUGAGUUCUAUGAGCUCCCUCGGCGGACCGGCGGCGUUUUCUGCUCGAUGGCCACAUGACCUCCUGUUCAAGAAGGAUGGGAAAGAGCCCGAGCCCGUGCUGCAUCUUCCCAUGCAGCCGCGGACAGUGAUGCCGGGACCCCUCUUCAUCCCCUCCGACCGCUCCACGGAGAGGUGCGAGACGGUCCUGGAGACCGAGACUGUCUCCUGUUUCGUGGUCGGCGGCGAGAAACGGCUGUGCUUGCCGCAGAUCCUCAACACCGUACUGCGGGAUUUCUCCCUUCAACAGAUCAACUCGGUGUGCGACGACCUCCACAUCUACUGCUCCAGGUGCACGGCGGAACAGCUGGAGAUCCUCAAAGUCAUGGGGAUUCUCCCCUUCUCUGCGCCUUCCUGCGGACUCAUCACCAAAACGGAUGCGGAGCGCCUGUGCAAUGCCCUGAUUUACGGGGGCACCUACCCGCCGCACUGCAAGAAAGAGUUCACGGGCUCACUGGAGCUGGAGUUCACGGAGAAAAGCCUCAAAAUAUACCACGAGUGUUUUGGAAAGUGCAAGGGUCUCUUCGUCCCGGAGCUGUACACCAGCCCCAACGCAGCCUGCAUCCAGUGCAUUGACUGCAGACUCAUGUACCCGACCCAUAAAUUCGUGGUGCACAGUCACAAAUCGUUGGAAAACAGGACUUGCCAUUGGGGCUUCGACUCCGCCAACUGGAGGGCAUACAUCCUCUUGGGCCAGGAUUACACGGGGAAGGAGGAGAGGGCGCGCCUAGAGCAGCAUUUGGACGACAUUAAAGAGAAAUUUGACUUCGCCAACAAAUAUAAGAGGAAAGCAUCCAGGGCAUCAGAUCCCAUCCCAGCCAAGAAGUCUAAACAUGAAGACUUCCCAUCGCUGCCCCUGUCCGAGAAGCAACCCGAUUGGCUACGAUCCCUCUCGGCUUCGGCCAAUAAGACUCUCAACUUUUUCCAGCCCAGACAAAGGCCCUCGGCUUUCAGGCCCUGGUCCCCUAACCUCUCAGCUGGGGACAAAGACACGCCCAGCCACCCUCUGGCUCUCCUGAGAGACAGCCUCUACAACUUCAAGACCAUGGAGAACGCUGUGUCCCCAAACGUGGCCCUCACGCCCCCACCCCUGACAAAGGCAGGGCCCCUGUUGUCCCCAUCUGUGCCUAGCACCUCCCACCCCAGCACCGGCGAGGCCACAGGAAAGGGGGCCAGCCCCAUCUCCAGGCCCCGGAAGAGGAGGGCCACAGGGGAGCCCCCCUGUCCCCCAUCGGCUGUAGCCAGCAAGCCUCCACCCCAGGAGGACAAGGACUCGGAAGUGGAGAUCGAGGUGGAGAGCCGAGAGGAAUUCACUUCCUCCCUGUCCUCCCUGUCCUCCCCAUCCUUCACCUCCUCCAGCUCAGCCAAGGACAUGAGCUCGCCCGGCGCCCAGGUCCCGGUGUGUACGGUGACUUCUGCAGUGUUGAGCCCCGUGGGUGGCCCUCUCGCUGGGGUAGCGGCGGUGGUGUUGGCCCCUGAGGGCCCCGGCCCCGGGGGUCUGGAGUCGGAGUUGGAGAUCAUGAGGCAGGCGCUGGACAGCGGGCUGGACUCCAAGGAGUCUAAGGAGAAGUUCCUGCAUGAGAUCGUCAAGAUGAGGGUGAAGCAGGAGGAGAAGCUGGGCUCAGCCCUGCAGGCCAAACGCAGCCUUCAACAGGAGUUGGAGUUCCUGCGGCUGGCUAAGAAAGAGAAGCUCAGGGAGGCCACGGAGGCCAAGCGGAACCUGAGGAAGGAGAUUGAGCGCCUUCGCGCCGAGAGCGAGAAGAAGAUGAAGGAGGCUAACGAGUCGCGCGUGCAUCUGAAGAGGGAGCUGGAGCAGGCCCGGCAGCUCCGAGUGUGCGACAAGGGCUGCGAGGCGGGCCGUCUGCGCACCAAGUACUCGGCACAGAUGGAGGACCUGCAGAUGAAGCUCCAGCAUGCCGAGGCGGACCGCGAGCAGCUCCGGGCAGACCUACUGCAGGAGCGGGAGGCCAGGGAACACCUGGAGAGAGUGGUCAAGGAGCUGCAGCAGCAGCUGUGGCCCAAGGAGCAGGACACGCCUACCAAGGACACCCCCGUCAACAACUAACCCUUCCCACAACCAACCCCCCGCCAAUCCCCCAUUAUCAGCACCCCGAAACAAAACUA
This is a messenger RNA of Coregonus clupeaformis (lake whitefish), 2888 nucleotides long. RefSeq names its product ski oncogene-like. The coding region runs from base 658 to 2829 and encodes 723 amino acids. The transcript is spliced from 6 exons. Gene Ontology annotation, biological process: negative regulation of BMP signaling pathway. Gene Ontology annotation, cellular component: nucleus. Lineage: Eukaryota; Metazoa; Chordata; Actinopteri; Salmoniformes; Salmonidae. Gene Ontology annotation, molecular function: RNA polymerase II cis-regulatory region sequence-specific DNA binding; DNA-binding transcription factor activity, RNA polymerase II-specific; SMAD binding. The record is from RefSeq and is a predicted model, not a curated record.